UGGGUACUAUAGAAUCUACCUGUAACUUAUAAGGAAAGAAUGAGUAGCCGUACGUACUAUUUAAUUCAUCAAGCUUUAUAAAUGGCAUUGUACAAUACUACAAUUAUUUGGAGUCAAAACAUACGUACGUAGAAUCGCACAUACACGUUUCCAGUAUCCAAAUACUCCGUAUAUUUUACCAUUGCGGUAAACAAAUGUGGUCAAGACUAAAAUACGAAUUCCUGCUAUAAAACGUGUCGGUCUAAACUACUAUAGCUAGCAUGCUAAGUGAGUAUCCAAUAGAUUCCAUUACGAUUCCUGGGAGCUAAGAAGGGAAGUGAGGCUUAAGAAGUAAUCCUCACUACAUGGGAUUGUCAGCCCACCGGUGGGAUGCUCAUACCCAAACUCUUGUUCCGCCCAACUCAACAGAUCUUGGAACAAAGCAUGUGUCAAAUAUUCGAUCGGAACCACGAACCGCCUCCGUGCUUCUCCGACGUACACGGCGAAGUGCCCCUUCGGAACAUCCGCUUCGUCGCUACUCUCGUUGUUCUUCCUCCCCCUCGGAGAUAACGUUCUUCCAAGCUUCUUCUUUGCUUCUGACAUCCCGACUAGUUUUACGAAAACGCAAUGUUGCAAUUAGUAAAGAAUGGAUGAAGUAUUUGAGUAUAUAAUUUCAAUGAUGGAUGUAUAUGUGAGUUUUCCGGAAUGGAGUACGUAGC
Cuscuta epithymum is the source of this 698-nucleotide messenger RNA. NCBI's taxonomy places the organism in Eukaryota, Viridiplantae, Streptophyta, Magnoliopsida, Solanales, Convolvulaceae. The record is from the annotation of a GenBank genome assembly.